CUAGCUUUCACAAUACAUCCAGCUGUAUCCGUGACUGUUUUGUCAGCAGUAGGAAUUUCGUCCGCAGACUGUAAACAGGGAAGGGACGAUGUCGAAGCCAACAGUGUACGUUACGCGGAAAAUAGCGCUGGAUGCAAUCACUCUUCUGAAAGCAGCGCGAACAUCAGAUUGUGGGACAGCGAAGAACAGUGCCCUCGAAAGGAACUGAUUGAGAAUGUAAAAGACUGUGAUGGAAUAAUUUGUACAGUCGUUGAUAAUAUUGAUACAGAAGUUUUGAAUGCAGCAGGUAAAAAUCUGAAGGCAGUUUCCACUGUAUCUGUGGGCGUAGUGCAUAUCAACACCACAGAGUGUUCCAAGAGAGGAAUUCAGGUACUCAAUACACCAGACGUUGCCUCAGAUUCCGCUGCCGAGUUCACAGUGGCCUUGACCCUCGUGACCGCCAGGCGUCUUAUCGAAGGGCUGGACGCUGUUACGACGGGACUUUGGGGGCCAUGGCGUCCCAUGUGGUUGUGUGGAACCGAGAUGUCAGGCCGCACCAUUGGUAUCAUGGGCUUUGGUAGGGUCGGCUUCGGUGUUGCACGACGUUUGAAAGCAUUCGGCGUCGGCAAGAUCAUCUACCACGACCUCUUCUCCGUCGGCUACGCCGAACAGGUAGAAGCGCAGCUGGUGGCAUUUGACGAGCUGCUGAAAAAAUCCGACAUCCUCAUCAUCACCGUUGCUGCUACGGCAAAGACUAUCAAAAUUUUCAACAAAGACAGCUUUGCAAAGAUGAAGAAUGGGGCCAUCUUCAUCAACAUUUCUCGCGGGGUCAUCGUCGACCACGACGCGCUGGCUGUAGCCAUCACGAAAGGGAAGAUCCAGCGGGCCGGCCUUGACGUCACGGACCCCGAGCCCCUGCCUUCGAAUCAUCCGCUGAUGAACAACCGGAAGGUAAUCAUCACGCCCCACCUCGGCACCAACACCUGGGACACUCGCAAGAACAUGUCCAUUGCAGCAGUCGACAACCUCCUUCAUGCUCUUGGCGAAGCCGGACAAGGCUCAAAGAAAAAGGCAGCUUCAAGCUCAGGUUUUUUAUGCUGCUGACACCACCAAAACCAGCUGGUUUGCAUGUGUUGAAGACAAGACCAAGAAACUCUCUGUUCUUGCCGUUAGUUCAAAACACACCAGCUGAAUUUUUGAGCUCCACUGAAUGCUGUUAUCACUACUGGCAUUUUCGCCACCCACACCACCACUCCAGCCGACUACGACGAUCGCUGCACUGCGAUUUAAGGCUCUCAUGUGUCUUACUGCAAGCUGAAUUUGCUCCGCUGAAGACAUUCAGUUACGUUUCUGAACUAUUCUCUCUUAAUUUUGAGGAGUACUAUCGUACAAUGCCGUUUAAAACAAUUCUGGAGAUUUUUUGCAUGCUUGGAUAUAUAAAAAGGACCAAUACUUUGCUUAAUGUUUGCAGCUGCGUGAGUUUAAAAAGAUAUUGUGCGGUUGAAAUAUGUGAUACAUUAAAGUAGACUCUAAGAAACUUCCAGUUGUGCAUUAAAUUGUGAAAUUCUAAA
Molecule: messenger RNA, 1550 nt
Organism: Pomacea canaliculata
Lineage: Eukaryota; Metazoa; Mollusca; Gastropoda; Architaenioglossa; Ampullariidae
Product: glyoxylate reductase/hydroxypyruvate reductase-like
Exons: 6
Cellular component (GO): cytosol
Molecular function (GO): hydroxypyruvate reductase [NAD(P)H] activity; NAD binding; glyoxylate reductase (NADPH) activity
Source: RefSeq, a predicted model, not a curated record